AUGCAAGCUCUCAAGAUUGCAGGCUUCCUUCCUACUUUAAUGACAUCCCAAUUCUUCGUAAAUAUUCCCAUUCCAGAAUUCGACUUCUCAGGCCAGACGGUGAUCGUAACAGGCUCCAAUACUGGCCUAGGAAAGGAAGCAGCACGACACCUUGUGCGCCUCAAAGCCUCAAAAGUCAUCCUCGCAGUCCGAACAGUUUCGAAAGGCGAAGCUGCAGCCAAGGACAUCGUCGAGAGCUGCAAAGUCUCUGCCGAUGUGGUCGAAGUGUGGGAGCUGGACUCUGGUGAUGAAGCUUCCAUCGACGCGUUCGCAAAACGAGUUCAGGCUCUGGAAAGACUGGAUGCCGCAAUUCUGAACGCUGGCGUGAUGACCAUGGAAUGGCGCACGGUGGACGUCCACGAGAGUACUCUGGCUGUUAACGUGUUUGGGAACUUACGCUUGACCAAAGUUCUGCUGCCGAAAAUGCAGGACAGCGCGCGGCGGACUGGUCAGCAGGGUCGAAUCAGUGUCGUUGGAAGUGACAUGAUGUAUGUUGCAAAUCUUGGCGAACUGGAGACAGAUGGCAAAAUCGUCGACAAGCUGGACAGUAAAGACUUGUCCCUGAAGUGGAUGGGGCAGCGGUACCAAUUGAGCAAGAUCUUGAUCUUCUGGGCGAUGAAACAGCUGGCCAAGGUCAAUCCAGUGGCUGGUGAAUCUGGUGUCGUCUUGACGGUCAUGACGCCGGGUGCUUGCAAGAGCACGAUUUUCCGUGACCCGAUCAAUCCAAGGGUGAAGAACAUGGCGGACUGGGUAAUGGCUCUGUUUCAGCGCACCACCGAAGUUGGUGGGAGAGCACUUGUACACGCUAUCGAGCCUCAGCUGCCGCAAGAGGCGCAUGGAAAGUUCCUGAUGGAUGCCAGGGUAGGCUCCGAGGGAUUGAAUGUCACUAGUAAGCAAGCAGAAAGAUUAGCAGCAAAGUGGAACGAGGAAGUUCUUGCUGUAGUGGAGGACCAUGGGAAUCCCAAGUUGUGA
This is a messenger RNA of Fulvia fulva, 1011 nucleotides long. Its product is annotated as Short chain dehydrogenase atnD. The record is from RefSeq and is a predicted model, not a curated record. The coding region runs from base 1 to 1011 and encodes 336 amino acids. The transcript has a single exon. NCBI's taxonomy places the organism in Eukaryota, Fungi, Ascomycota, Dothideomycetes, Mycosphaerellales, Mycosphaerellaceae.